AAAGGAGUCGACACCUACUGACCUACGGCCAACACUCGAAGCAGAAGGAGCCCCUAUAAAACAGCCCACGCUGGCACCCGGCCGGCAGAGCUGUGAGCAGCUGAGGACGGACCCUCGUCGCCACCAUGAACUUCUCCGGCAAGUACGAACUGCAGAGCCAGGAAAAUUUCGAGGCCUUCAUGAAGGCCGUCGGUCUGCCCGACGACCUCGUCCAGAAGGGCAAGGACACUAAGGAGGUGACAGAAGUCGUGCAGAACGGGAAGCAUUUCAAGUUUACUGUCACUGCUGGGCCCAAAGUGUUCCAGAACGAGUUCACUGUGGGUGAGGAGAGUGAGAUGGAGACCAUGACCGGGGAGAAGGUCAAGGCAGUGGUUCAGCUGGAAGGUGAGAAUAAACUGGUGACAACUUUCAAAGGCAUCAAGUCUGUGACUGAAUUGAAUGGUGACACAAUCACCAGUACCAUGACUUUGGGCGACAUUGUCUUGAAGAGAAUCAGCAAAAGAGUUUAGACUAGUCUGCGUUUCAUAUUCUUUCACUGUGUAAAAUUAAUGUAAUAAAGUAAACUUUCUUUAAAAAUA
Camelus dromedarius (Arabian camel) is the source of this 578-nucleotide messenger RNA. RefSeq names its product fatty acid-binding protein, liver. Gene Ontology annotation, molecular function: fatty acid binding. Gene Ontology annotation, cellular component: cytosol; nucleus. The record is from RefSeq and is a predicted model, not a curated record. The coding region runs from base 126 to 509 and encodes 127 amino acids. Gene Ontology annotation, biological process: fatty acid transport. NCBI's taxonomy places the organism in Eukaryota, Metazoa, Chordata, Mammalia, Artiodactyla, Camelidae. The transcript has 4 exons.